AUGACUGUCGAUCUAGAAGAGAUAAGAGCCGCUCCCGUGAAGCACCUCAAGCUGCUCCGCCCCGACGACACGCUCCUGCUCGGCCGCGUCUACCGCCUCGUCAGCUUCGAAGAGGUGCUGAAGGAGUUCGCGACGAAGCGGCACGUCAAGCUCAGCCGCGUCAUGGUCAAGGUCAAGGACGAGGAGGUGCCGGCGACGAAGCCGGCCAAGCCUAGGCGCCGGCGUGGCAGCGGCGGCGCCGGCGCCGGCGCCGGCGUCGUGCGCGAGGAAUCAGACCGGUCGCUCGCAAAGGUGCGUUCGCAUGCAUCUCCCAGUUUCCGAAUGUUAACUCGCACAUGCAUUGCAACCACCGCCUCGGCCCAAAUCUUUUUGUGA
This is a messenger RNA of Aegilops tauschii subsp. strangulata, 375 nucleotides long. RefSeq lists its product as uncharacterized. The record is from RefSeq and is a predicted model, not a curated record. NCBI's taxonomy places the organism in Eukaryota, Viridiplantae, Streptophyta, Magnoliopsida, Poales, Poaceae.